AUGAUCUCCCGUUGUCGUGCCAAAAGCUGGAUCAUCCAAUUGAAAGAGGACAAUGGACUUAUAUCCCCUACCAACCAGCGUGGAUUAAAAGGAAACAUCAUUAUAUUUCCACAGAAAAUAUCGGCUAUGACGAAGAUACUACCGCCGUCAAUCGAAGACUUGUCGCAACCUAUAUGUGUAAUUUUUGUUGGAUCGUCACGUCCCAGCGACGAUUGGCUGAGGACUCAGGCAAAACCAUUGACUGUACGGCCUGCCAGAGUGCGGGAGGCUCUCGUAUGGCUCAAGGCACAUAACAGAUGGUAUAAAGACGUCAUAAUAAAUGAAGAGGUACUGGGCGCACUUCCCGACGAGUCCUCUUUACCUGUUCAUAUUGAACACGUAGUCCCGGAGGAGAUUAAUGAAUCUCUUACAAAUGGUUAUGAUCAAAAUGAGAAAAGUCAGAGUGACUUACAUGAGUCGUGUCUUACAUUUGAAAGUGUAGUUGUUGCUGAUGUCGAUGGUAAUGCUACUGUUAAUGAGCUUCGCGCAGCCGCUAUGCGACAUAUCAAAAAAGGUGGUUCGUACGUUGAGAUAUCGCAUGAAUCGAAUCCUGUUAAUGAGUUCUUCAAUCCAUCUAUGUUUCCGAUGAUUUAUCCCACUUUGUUUCCUUAUGGUAUCGGUGGUUUUGAAGACUAUCGCCGUUCGUGUCCGGUUUCAAUGAAGAGACAUGUCAAACAACUAUUCGCAGGGAAAUGCUAUUGUCCACUGCAUUGA
Messenger RNA from Lentinula edodes (shiitake mushroom), 753 nucleotides. RefSeq lists its product as uncharacterized. NCBI's taxonomy places the organism in Eukaryota, Fungi, Basidiomycota, Agaricomycetes, Agaricales, Omphalotaceae. Bases 1 to 753 code for a protein of 250 amino acids. The record is from RefSeq and is a predicted model, not a curated record. The transcript has 2 exons.